AUGUCUGAGAGCGCCAGCAGCCAGAACCCAAGCGGUUCCAUCAUGGUCUUCCGCCCAACCAUGGAAGAAUUUUCAGAUUUCAACAAAUACAUUGCCUACAUGGAGUCCCAGGGUGCUCACCGAGCUGGGCUCGCCAAGGUCAUCCCACCCAAAGGAUGGAGAGCCAGGCAGUCCUAUGACAACAUCAGUGACAUCUUAAUAGCCGCUCCCCUGAAGCAGCUGGUGUCUGGGAAGGCAGGUGUCUUCACACAAUAUCACAGAAAGAUGAAAGCCAUGACAGUGGGGCAGUAUCGCCACCUGGCCAACAGCAAAAGAUGUCGGCCCCCACCUCACCGGAAUUUUGAAGAUUUGGAGAGAAAAUACUGGAAGGGCCGCCUCUACGAGUCACCACUUUAUGGCGCUGACAUCAACGGAUCCUUGUUUGAUGAAAACACUGAGCACUGGAACCUUGCACACCUGGGGAGCAUUUUAGACCUCCUGCAGCAGGAAUGCGGAGUGGUGAUCGAGGGCAUCAACACGCCCUACCUGUACUUCGGCAUGUGGAAGACCACCUUCGCUUGGCACACGGAGGACAUGGACCUGUACAGCAUCAACUACCUGCACUUCGGGGAGCCCAAGACGUGGUAUGCUGUGCCCCCUGAGCAUGGGCAGCGCCUGGAGCGCCUGGCCAGGGAGCUUUUCCCUGCCAACUCCCGGGCCUGCGAGUCCUUCCUGCGGCACAAGGUGGCGCUCCUCUCUCCCAGCGUGCUCCAGCAGAAUGGCAUCCCCUUUGGCCGCAUGACCCAGGAGGCUGGAGAGUUCAUGGUCACCUUCCCCUAUGGCUACCACGCUGGCUUCAACCAUGGCUUCAACUGCGCGGAGGCCACCAAUUUCGCCACCGAGCGGUGGAUCGACUAUGGCAAGGUGGCCUCUCAGUGCAGCUGUGGGGAGGCCAGGGUCAGCUUCUCCAUGGACGCCUUUGUGCGCAUCCUGCAGCCUGAGCGCUAUGAGCUGUGGAGGCGCGGCCAGGACCGGGUGCUUGUGGACCACGCCAAGCCUUUGGAGCCCACUGGGCGGAAGGUGACCGCAGGAAAGCAGGUGCCAACUCUGGCGAGUGGGAGUCCCCUUUCUUUCAUGCUGGCUCCUCCCUCCUCCUGGCCAAUGGCAGAGGACAAUGAGGCUCACCCAACUGCCCCUGCACCCCAGUGUCCUGGGUGCCCUGGCAUGGUCUGCUCAGUUUUUCCCCACUCCAGGGCUGCUAUUGCUAGUCAUUCUCAAGAGUCUUCUGAAUAG
Jaculus jaculus (lesser Egyptian jerboa) is the source of this 1272-nucleotide messenger RNA. Its product is annotated as lysine-specific demethylase 4D-like. Gene Ontology annotation, molecular function: histone H3K9 demethylase activity. Gene Ontology annotation, biological process: chromatin remodeling. Gene Ontology annotation, cellular component: nucleus. The record is from RefSeq and is a predicted model, not a curated record. NCBI's taxonomy places the organism in Eukaryota, Metazoa, Chordata, Mammalia, Rodentia, Dipodidae. The transcript has a single exon. Bases 1 to 1272 code for a protein of 423 amino acids.